GGAAAGACCUAGGUAACAAAAGUGGUUGGAGGGAAAAAAAGAAGCGAAUUGAAAUCGUCAUAGCGCGUAGCAGCCCACCAAAAGACGAAAGAGAGCAAUCAAGAAAAAAAAAGUGCCAGUAUCAUUCAUGCCCCUUCAUUCCAACCACACUCUGAUACAUACAUACACACACCAAUAAACCAAUACAUCAAUACACCCACUAUUGUAAUCCUCGUCUCAUUGCUCAAGGCCACUUCGCGAGAAAAGGGGGACGAAAAAAGACGAGAGCGUCCCAAAUCCCCAUCUCUUAAUUUCUCCAGUCGAAUCGAAAUUCCCCCCUCAGUUAUUGGUGAUUAAAGGGUCUUUGAGUGCUAGGAGGAGCCAAACCAAAUACACACUACAUUUCCAUUUCCAUUUCAAAGCUCGUCGAUCAUAGAGCGCUCCGUGCAUUAUACUUUCGUUCAAAGUCCUAUUGAUCUCGUCUUUCCUUCACCGUGAUUGUAGAUUGUUUCUAUUUCUUACCUCAUGUUCUACUCUCUCAUCUUGUUCGUGCGUUGUCAGCUUCAUUGAAGAAAGAAUCUUAGAAAGCAUCUUGUGCCGUCCGCCCGCCCAGCAUUUUGGGUAUCUUCCAUAUAGGUAUCCAAUGCCGUUGAUCAUGUAUCUCAUAGCUGACCAAAUACAUCACAGACUUGUCCGACGAUACUGCUACGCGUUAUAUUAUCUGCAGACAAAGAAAUUUUCAUUUUGAAUUUACUCUCUUGUACAUAUCGCAAUUCCUCCACGAGAACAUUCACAGCCUGAACUACAAUCCACGAAUUCCCCAAGCCUCUUUGAGUGUGGUGUUCGAAGCCAGUAAACCUGCGAAUUGCAUAACGAUAAUAUCUCCAAGUAAUCUCUCAUACUCGAUUUUGAUAUUGCCCACUUUGGCAAACCUACAUGCAGGACGGCCACUAGGCCGCAAGGUACCCACAUGAGCUUCUGCGAGAUCGUAGCUUGCUAAAUACACACACGACAUCAUGAGUAGGAGUCGACGGGGUGCUGGCUCCUUCAGGGCCAAUGGCGCAGCUAUUCCAGACUCGUUGUCCUUGAUCCGAUCGUUCAAUAUCGAAACCAAUCCCGCUCGGCCUGUACGACCUUCUCCCCUCACAGCUUCGACAAUUCCAGAUAUGCCACUCGACCUCGUUGAUCGAAUUCGCUCCUUUCCUCUUUUCGUUUCAGCUCCCGAUUCCUUUCUUGCAGCUAUCGGAAAACAUCUUCGUCCUCAGGUUCAUUCGCCUCACGAUCAUGUAUUGACUGAAGGAGAUGAUGCAAAGGCCAUGUACUGGUUAGUACGUGGCGCUGUUGCGGUCACAUCUCGAGAUGGAGAAGCUACAUACGCAGAACUAAAGCCUGGUGCUUUCUUUGGCGAGAUUGGAAUAUUAAUGGAUGUACCCCGGACGGCUACAAUUAUAGCAAGAACAAAGUGCUUACUGGUGGUGUUGAAGAAGGAAGAUUUGAGAGCUGAGCUUCCAAACUUUCCUGAAAUGGAACAAGCAAUUAUGGAAGAGGCACAGGAACGAUUGACAAUUUUGAAUAAAAAAAGAAGGGAAGGCGGAUUUGGCCCAAAACUUGUCUCCACAGAGCUUGUUUCCAGAGGUGGAAAGAUCGCACGAGAAGCUGCGCCAGGGGAAGUUUCUACUGGUGAGGUAGGUGUCAUUGAGAAAGGAGCCGUCAUCAAUAAGAAGAAGCGAAAAUCUCCAAGUCCAGGCAUAAUUGAGGAUCCUUCGGCGGGCAGUGCGCUGGGCAGUGGAUUGGUAAAUGUCAGGAAAACCCUCAAGGAGUUACCCUUAUUCUCAACUUUACCGCCAGAAAUACUUCACUUUCUUGGGUUGAGCGCCACGCCGAAAGCAUACCCACCGUUUACGGAUAUUAUUGUACAAGGUUCAACUGGCAAUGAAAUUUAUUUUAUUGUUAGAGGUGAGGCAGAGGUUAUACAUGAAAGUUCUAACGGACACGCUGGACUAUCGCCUCAAGGUACAAAUGGAUCAUACAUUAGACCAAGACUGAAAGCCGGGCAAUACUUUGGAGAAGUUGUCAGUUUGUCUUUGGCUCCCCGGAGAACAGCUACUGUACGAUCAAUCACCUCUGUAGAAUGUUUGAUGAUCGGCGGAGAAGUUCUUGAGGAGUUGUGGAGAAGAUGUUCGCCAGAUAUACGGAAACAAGUAGAGCUGACAGCGAAAACUCGAAUCGGAAAACCCGAAGACGAAGAUGUCAUAAUGAGUGAUGCUGAUUCUCCAACUAUCAACGAUUUAACCAUCAAUAACAGCCGUCCUAAACAUCAAAGAAGGAAAACAUUGCCGCAAGUUACAUUCACCCCUUCGAAACCUGCAAGUCCCCACAAACCUAUUCGUGUUGAGGAUGGUGGGGUGAUGGAACCUAUAGAUCCAGAUCCAUUCCUCAGCGUAGAUAUGGACAAUAUGAGGGCGAGAUCGCGAAGAGGUUCGUGGGCACCGCCUGCUCCUGAGACACCACCACCAGAUGAUAGGUCUUCUGGCCCAAGAACCAGGUCUAGAUCUCAAACACCCACACCUGCAAAAUUAUCACAUGCAAUCACUCCCCCAGAAUCAGCCUUUCGGCCAAAGAGGCCCAAGAUUUUCGAGCGACGUCCAAGUCAAUUUAGUCAGGGAAUAUUACCAGAUGCAAUUUUGAUCAACAUUUUCUCAUAUUUAGACAUCUAUCAGCUGAUGAGAUUACGCCUCGUAUCUCUCCAUUGGUCAACUCUCCUAAGCUCCUCACCAAACGUUUGUCAAAAUCUCGAUCUAUCACUCUACAACCGCAAAACGACCAACAAAGCAUUAAUCGAAAACAUCUGUCCAUUUGUUGGCCGUCGUGCUCGUAGCAUCAACAUUAGCAACUGUUUUCAUAUAACCGACGAAGGAUUUGCUGCAAUUUACUCCCAAUGUGGCCCCAAUAUCCAGAUCUGGAGAAUGAAGUCAGCCUGGGAUGUGACUGCUAAUGCUGUCUUGGAAAUGGCCAAUAGCGCUAAAGAGCUCGAAGAAAUAGACCUUUCCAACUGCCGCAAGGUAUCCGAUAAUCUCCUGGCUCGUAUCGUCGGUUGGGUUGUAACCGAACCCAUUGCCCCUCAAGCCUCUCUUCGUCAAAAAGCAGCAACUUUCGUCCCACCUGUUGGGACUGUAGUCGGAUGCCCAAAGCUUAAACGUCUUACUCUGUCAUAUUGUAAACAUGUUACGGAUCGAUCAAUGGCGCAUCUAGCUGUUCAUGCGCACCAGAGGCUACAGAGUAUUGAUCUGACGAGAUGUACGACGAUUACAGAUAGCGGAUUUCAACAUUGGAGCAUUUAUAAAUUUGCAAAAUUGGAAAAGUUAAUUUUGGCGGAUUGUACUUAUUUGACGGAUAAUGCUAUUGUUUAUUUGACGAAUGCGGCGAAGGGGUUAAAGGAACUAGAUUUGUCAUUCUGUUGCGCCCUCUCUGAUACAGCAACCGAAGUUCUAAGUCUCGGUUGUCCCCAACUCCAAUCCCUCAAACUCUCGUUUUGCGGCUCGGCAGUCUCAGAUUCAUCGCUUCGAUCUAUUGGACUCCACCUUCUCGAACUCAAAGAACUUUCUGUAAGAGGAUGUGUGAGAGUUACGGGGGUAGGGGUAGAGGCGGUGGUAGAAGGUUGUAGUAAGUUGGAGAUCUUUGACGUUAGUCAGUGUAAGAACUUAAAGGGGUGGUUGGAUGCAGGAGGAAUCGAAAGAUGGAAAUCUAGAUGGAGUCAGAGUGGGAGGAGGGAGACUGUAGGGAGGAGAGGUUUGAGGGGGGCGGUGAUACCUAGAAACGUAGGUGUAAGGAAAGCGAGAGGAGAUUUGGUCUUUUGGGUUGAGAAGAGGAGCGGACCGGGCGCUGGUUUACGAUGAUGGAUAUUGACGAGAAAGGGUUUUAACCAUUGGGAUUUGACGAGGCGAGUUUGCGAGCCUUUAAUCAUUUGAAAUGAAUGAAGAGAUGUGGAAAGGCAAUACAGAACAUGGAGAAAUGGAAAGAGUGGGAUUUUUAUCGAUUUCGAUUUCUAUAUGCAUACUCUCGAGAAUAUGACAUAUCUGCAUGCAUGGACGGAGUUUUAUUCAGUUUAUCCACAUGAAUCGCUUGUCAGGACAAAUCCAGAGGUCUUUUUUUGGUCGGUGGUGGUGCAUGUUCAUUUGUUUGUUUUGUAUGUUUGUAUGUAUCGAUGAAUGAACGGAUCGGCGCGGUUUUUAGAUUUCUGCUUUUUUGUGUUUUGUGUUUCUUGUACGUAUGUAUGUUUGUAUGGGUGUAUGGGUGUAUGUAUAACGUUGCGGCAAUGGAAACCGUAGGUUGUGGAAAUCGGAGUUGGAUGGUGGGGGAAGAUGGGAUAGGUUGGGAUGGGAUGGGAUGGAAUGAGAAGGAUUGAGAAGGGGGAGGAUAAGGGGGUUUAUAUCUGAUAUGAUCGAGUCUGAUCUGGUCUUGCUGUAUAAGUUGAAAUGAUAUAUGAUACGAUAUGAAAUUAGAUGAGAUGAGCUGGGAUGAUAUGAGCAAAUAGGAUGAUAUGAUACGAGACA
This is a messenger RNA of Botrytis cinerea B05.10, 4532 nucleotides long. RefSeq lists its product as hypothetical. The record is from RefSeq and is a predicted model, not a curated record. The coding region runs from base 996 to 3875 and encodes 959 amino acids. The transcript has 3 exons. Gene Ontology annotation, molecular function: protein-containing complex binding; protein binding. Lineage: Eukaryota; Fungi; Ascomycota; Leotiomycetes; Helotiales; Sclerotiniaceae.